Molecule: messenger RNA, 6526 nt
Organism: Branchiostoma belcheri (Belcher's lancelet)
Lineage: Eukaryota; Metazoa; Chordata; Leptocardii; Amphioxiformes; Branchiostomatidae
Exons: 4
Coding region: 1-4452 (1483 amino acids)
Biological process (GO): nucleosome assembly; chromosome condensation; negative regulation of DNA recombination
Cellular component (GO): nucleosome; nucleus
Molecular function (GO): nucleosomal DNA binding; double-stranded DNA binding
Source: RefSeq, a predicted model, not a curated record
AUGGGGCUUCCAGACACAAGCCUGGGAAAAAAGUGUUCCAGAACUUCCACCAUGGAUUCUCCAGCAUCCAGGCCACCGACUUGGCUGCUUCAGGCCAUCAAGGCGGUGCAGAGGAAGGGGUUGGCAACUAAAGACAGGAUCAUUAGUCAUGUGUGUAGGAAUCAUGGCGUCCCGCGGGACACUGUGCAGCAACAGGUGGAGUCUGCCACCAACCAGGGGCAGAUCCUCAGGGUCCGUCAGGCCAGGGGGGCCUGCGUCUACAUCAACCCCACCGACGCCACAUGGUCCCGAGCUAAAGUCCAGCUGAAACGUCUGAAAUCCAAGGACCUUUCUAGUAUGUCUCUUAGACCGAGAGCUGCUGCCAUUUCUCUGAACAUGGAGGUUUGGGAUUCUGAAACUGAAGUAGACAACUGCCACCUAACAGUUUCCUCCAACAGUCCUGAAGCACCAACUUCAACUGUCACUGAGUCACCAGGCAAUACAACAGAAACAAUGACUCCUGGGGUCAGCCAGGAAGUCAGAAGUAAUCCUAGCAAAGACUUCAUCACCUGUUUACUUCUGGAUGCUGUGGACAAACUCAAGAAUGAAAGAAAGAAAGCGAGUCAUGAAGCCAUAGUUAGUACUGCUGCUAAGAUAUCUGGUGUACAGACAGAAGCUAUUGAGAAGGGGUUUGAAGCUGCAUUGUCAAGUGGAGUUCUAUGUUCCAAAGACUCUGGAGUGACUUACUGUUGUAACCCUGCAAAGUGUCAGACAAAUGAUCAGACAAGCCUGCAGACAAAUCCUCUCCUCACAACCACACCACAAACACAUUCAGAUUAUUUUCAUCUCAUCUGUAAGGCUAUCGUAGACUUGGAUGAGGAGGGUGGGUCUUCCCUACUUGCCAUAAGUAGAUAUCUGGUACAUGACCUGCAGGUACAGAAUGACUUCAGCUUGAAGGCUAGGCUACAGCAGGCAGCAAAACGUGGCAUGGCCCAAGCAAAACUCCAGAAGGAUGGCAUUUUGUACAAGCUCGGCGCCGUUGAGAAGAGCAACAUCAGUAUGUGCCAGCUUGUCGGUAGCACGUUGGGCAAGCCUGACAUGACCAUCAAACAGUUAAUCAGAGACAUGCUGAGAAAGAUGAAGGCAAACAAGCAAAAACCGUCCGAGGAGGGAAUUUGUAGACCCAUAUCACGCGACUGUAGCAUUGCCGAGAAAGACCUGUUGGAGUGCUUGGAUCAGUGUGUUGGCGAGGGCAGCAUUCUGCAGAUCUACAAAACAGACGGAACUGUGGUGUACAAGUUACCAGAGACUGAUCUCAUCAAACCAGUCAAGAGAAAAAGCAUUCCUGGUGGGGAGAAGACAGAACCCUGUGUGUCCAGGACAGACAAGACGCCUACAUCAGAUUCCAACAGCCCAUCUCUGGAGCAAAUGUUACACAAGGCGAUCAAGAAGAAGCACACUUUAAAGCAACAGACCACCGCUGUUGGGAUCUUCAGCACUUUGAUCCGGAUGACAAAGAAGGUCUUCACACUGGGACAGGUUAGAAGUCAACUGGCCCUAUGCGUGGAGGAAGGGAGUAUGACCAAAAUGGGGCAUGGUGGCAAGACUUUGUAUUACUCUGUGACUGGCAAACCUACUGCAGUGCGGCAGCAAAGUAGCGCAGAAAACACAUCAACUGAUGUUUCAGUGAAUGUCAACACACUGCGACAUGAUGGGGCUUCAUUUGCCACAGUUCCAAACCCGUCUGCUAGAGAUGAAGCAGUGCCCCAGGGGAGUAAAAAGUACAGGAAAUGGCUGAUCCGUGCCAUACACGACGUGAAGGGCAUGAGACAAAGAGUUACUGCCGAGCGGCUCUGCAAAAGAGUUGCUCGCAAGCACAACGUUGAGCCCACUGUAGUACAACAUCAGUUAGCAAUGUGGAUAAAGAACAGCAGAUCAACAAUUAACAGAGUAAUCCAGCCAGAUGGUGUUGCAAUAUACAAAGUAGGUAAAGUUACUACAUCAACUAAGGAGCAGACAGCAAAGAAGCAUGUGAAGCAGAAAGGUAGUCCAAGCUGUCUGGAGUCAAGUCACAAAGCUGACCCCAUCAUCGCAAACUACAUCCUUCAAACCAUUCUUACCCUCCAGCGACUCAAUAUUGCACCAACGGCAGAGAACAUCUGUAGACAAGUCUACCUGUCCCAUGAUGUAAACGCUAUAGUCAUCCCUGGACAGCUUCAGUUUUGUGUAAAAGAAGGCAAAGUUAUACACACAGUAGGUGAAGAUGGGGGAUCUCAUUAUGAGUGUAGUUCCACCUCUAAAAAGGCAUUGGCUCUGAAAAGUGUAGCAUCUUCACAACUUCCUUCAACACAUCCCAAGGGGAAAGUAAGCAAACUGUCCUCAGUCUCAAAGCCUUUGAAACAGAAAGGAGGACGGAAGCCUGUCCUGACUUUAGAGGGAACAGGAAAACCUGAUGCUUUAGUCAAGAAGUGGAUAGUGGAGGCAGUACAAAAAUGUAGAGAACUGAGAGUCUGGACGUCCGAGGCUCAAAUCAUCAAACGUGUGCAGCAGCUGCAUGGGAGUGUUGACACUGCUAUGAUAACUCACAAUCUCACCAGAUGUUUGCGGGAAGGUUCUGUCAUCAAGAAGUUCCUUCAGGAUGGGAGAGAGUCGUACCGGCUGAACAAGGAUCUGAGAAACACGAUGACGUCCACAGGCCCUUCACCAGACCCGCUCGUGAAGGCGGCCUUACUGGAGGCCAUCCAGACCAACGAAAACACGGCAGCCACUCCCUACACUGACGAAAUCUGCAAGAAGGUGGCCAACAUGCUGGGUCAGAGGGAACAGCAUGUCUACGAGCAGUUACGGCUGUGUAUGAAGGAGGGGAGCAUCGCAGAGUGUGAGCAGAGCAAUCCGGACCCGCUGGUCAAGGCUACCAUCCUGGACGUGAUCCGGUCGCAGGACCCACGUAAUCGGCCGUACACAGAGGACAUCUGCGAGGAGGUAGCACAGCUCCUGGGUAAAGACGUGGACGAGAUUGAGAUGGAACUGCAGCUGUGCAUCAAGGAGGGCAGCAUCGCAGAGAUGGAGGAAGAGGCGUACGAGGAACCCCCGCGACCGAUCGUCCACGUGGACCCCGACUCCGGCCUUAGCGAGCUGGUGGUGCACGCGGCACAGCAGAUGCACGACAGACACUUCACGGUCAGGGACGUGGAGAGGUGGAUUGGGGAGAACUUCAGCAUGGACGUGGCAGCAGGGGUGGACCUCAGGGCCAAGAUACAGGAGGCCUACACACAGUGCUACAGAGAGGGUACUCUACCUGCAACGGCGUUAAACAGUUCAACUGUACAGGGCGAUAUGGAUGUGGAUUCUCCAAGUCAAGCAACUUAUGUGGAUCCCAAAGCAACAGAGCCCUAUCCAGUUAUGCUGGUUUGUCACCAGAGUCUCCAGCAAGAUACAAGCAGCACAGAUGAUGCUCUGGCCACUCUGGACAGUAGAGAUGACCCUCAGCUGUCAACUGUCCCAGACGUCCCCACAGAUGUGCACCAGGCUGAUAUGGGUAGAACAGACAACCUCGAGCCAAGUGCAACCACCACAGAAAGGAUCAUGGCAAACUUAGCUACAAGACUUAGUGAUAACCUGUGUAGUACAGGCAACACAGAAAAUGUUCAGGUAAACAAGAUGAGUGAAGUCAAACCAAGCAAUGUUCAGGUCUCAGCCAUCAUAGAUAUUACAGACGACACCUCGCCUGUCAUAGAUCUCACAGACGACGUUACACCGAACCUUACCGAAAACACAGUAACGUCUGAGGCCAGUAGUUCAGGUGACAACCAGCCACAGGCAGCCAGUCCACAGCCUCAUGUGGCAAGCAACACAGUAACAAGUACUGACGUCCCUCAGGCUAACAAGAACAGUACUCAUGAACCCCAAGUAACCGCAAACAGUACAGAAAGUUUAGGGUCUAGCAACAAAGAUGGUGAUAAACUAGUUGCAGACAUAGACAACACAGUUAAUAAUGUGCCAAGUAAAGACAGUGAUGGUAACACAGAAAACCAUGAACAACAAGUUUCCACAGAUGAUCUUCAGUUCAGCACAGACAAUGGACUUGACAUCAAACCUGACCUGCAUCCGUGCACAGACAGCACAGAUACCAGCCUGCCAAGUACAGGGCAAAAAGAUGACGCCCAGUUGACUAGAAAUCCAACUGGCCCCCAGAGAAGUAUCAACAAAAUGAUAGACCACCUGUGGCAUAGCAAGACAAGUCUGCACACUGGCAGUGGGACCAGUGAAGGCCCUCUGUCUAAAAAGGAGGACAGCAAAAAUGUCCCCCAGUCAAGUGCAGACGCCACUGAUGAUAUCAAGUCCACUUCAGAUGGUCAGAUGACAUCUAGCCCUCCGUUGACACCACAGACAGGUGUCUCUGUAGAGGUGCCCUCACCCAAACCCACCACCCUGACUCCUGAGCAUCUGUCUGGCAUCAAGCAGGAGAGAUAACUUCAGCUGAACUCGAUCAAGAGAAUCCAACAUAUGCCAUCAGUGGACACCAGGGAGAAAAGAUUGAUGGUGAAAUGCAUCAGUGAAGAUUCAGCACAAGUCAAUUAUUCCAGCCAGAUAUAGUACUACACCUGUGUGAAACUCAUAGAGUGUUGUACAUAGCACUUUGGCAGAACGUCUUGUUUAAGGUUGUAUUCGUGUAUUCAAGGAUCACAUCCCCUAUCUAUAGUUUUCAAAUUUUGUGUCCAAUAAGAUAUUGUCCAUAGCAAGCAAAAUUCUGAUGCUAUGACCAAACAUCCAACAAAAACAGCGUAGUAUGUUCUGCCAACAUGCUGAUCAUGUAACAACCUCAAAUGUUCAUGUUUUGGUGCCAACAGUUUCAGUUGUUCUAAUUCUUGAUGAAAUGUCUUUAAAAAUAAUCUAAGCUGUAAAUGUUAAGAUUUUGUUCCGUGGAUUUACUCCUGAAGUGGAAGCAUAGGGAUUUUCACAGAAUAAUGUUGUCUAUUUUCACGUCUACUUUGACUGCCCACUCCAUUAUUCUUCUGUGAAAUUGCAGAACCAAAUGGGUGUUGUAGUUAAGAUAUUGCCUUGAGAAACCAUUUAUUGAGGUGUGGUAUUACUAUUACUGUGAUAUAUAACUUGAUCAUAUGGACACAUCACACAAGGUACAUCUGUGUUGGUAGAAGUCAUUAUGUAGUAAGUUUAAAAUGUAAUUCCCUACACAAGAAAUUGGACUGUACAACUCCAGUUUUUGUCAAGGUCAAUUAGCAAUCCACCGCUUCCGGGGUGCCACAGACUUUCUGCAAUUUACAAUCCACUUCUCACAGAGUCACUUCUGCUUAGUCCUUCCCUGCACAAAAUCCUACCUUUAAGCACACCUUAAAACAUAUGUAAAGGUAUGUGCAACGGCAGAAUCGUAACCUUUACACAUGAUUUCAGGUCGGCAUAAAGAAUGGAUUUUGUGCAGUGCUUGACAAAGACGGGAGUGGUACAGUGGAAAAUUUGCCUAAGUCCAAUUUCUUGUUUUGGAAAUUACGAGUUGCCUCAUAAUCAUGUGGAAACAUAGAUACAACAAAAUGCCCAGUGCCCUUUGUGUAAGAAGAACUUGAUGUUUAGAAUGCAGAUACUACAAUGCAAUGUACUUGAAUGGCCCAAAAGUUUUUUUUCUCUAUGAAGAGUCUUCAUCAAGACAUGUUACAAUACUGGGCUUAUGAUGUAUAUUAGGCAGAGACCUAAAAGUGCUUGUAAAUAAUCCAAGCUUCUGAAGGCAAUGAGAUAAUUUCACAGUGAGUAUAUACUGAUAUACAUGUAUAUUCAAUCCAUAUAUGUUUGUACAAUAAUUUUGCAAUUGUAACAAAAUAUCUUAACAAAAUCAUAACUAAACAAAGUAUGCUGCUCCAUUGUUGCUCAAUUCCAGAUACAGCUGUUACAUAAAAUGGAAUAAUAUUCUCAUGAGUCAUGUGUUACAGGGAAUUCAUUGCUAGUUUCUGUAUGACGACAUAAUUGAUAUUACAUUUGCUUUGUAGUUCUGAAUGUACAACAUGUAAAUCUGGAGAAAAAUACUCAAGCUUUUUUAAAAUCAAAAUGUUGAAAGUUUACUACAGUAACUUCAAAUUAAAUACAGUGGUCAGUAUGUGUACUGUAUACAUAGUGAUGUUAUUGAAAUCCAGUUCUAAACUGUAUAUCCUAUAGUAAUAUCUUAUCAGAAACAGCUGCCAGUAUAGUCAGUUAUUGUUAGCAAAGUUGUUAUACAACAUAUGCUUUUGUUUGUUUAUGAAUAUUAUGUUAAGUUUAUGUUAAUCACAUUUGAUUUUGUGACUUUUUGCUUCUUUCUAGUAGGUAGAGUGUCACAUUUCCCCUUGUGUAUGUCACAUGCCACCCAAAGUUCGCUUCUCAUAAAUGUACAUGUAGACAUUCAUCUAUUAGGUUAUUAGUUAUUAGAUUAGUUUGUUGUAAAAUCGGUGAUGAAGACCAAAAAAUAUUUCUACUUCACUGUUGCUGUGCAGUAUGCACCUGUCACAAGUUGUAGUAAUCUCAUUAUAGGUAAGUACAGAAAAUAAUAGAUAUAAACAUU